Messenger RNA from Caretta caretta (loggerhead turtle), 1460 nucleotides. It is a transcript of the gene BZW1, whose product is annotated as basic leucine zipper and W2 domains 1. Gene Ontology annotation, molecular function: protein binding. Lineage: Eukaryota; Metazoa; Chordata; Testudines; Cheloniidae. Gene Ontology annotation, cellular component: membrane; cytoplasm. The record is from RefSeq and is a predicted model, not a curated record.
CUGCCGGGUAACAAAGCCCCGGCCUGUGACGGGGAGGCAGCGGCGGUGAGCGCGGCCCGGCUGGAGGAGACCCCCCCUUCCCUCCCCCGAGUUCUACCGGCUCCAGAGCGCCUGCAGCGGCCGCCUCCGCCCAGGGAGGCCCGGGUGUCUUUUAUGAAUAAUCAAAAGCAGCAGAAGCCAACGCUAUCAGGCCAGCGUUUUAAAACUAGAAAAAGAGAUGAAAAAGAGAGGUUUGACCCUACUCAGUUUCAGGACUGUAUUAUUCAAGGUCUAACUGAAACUGGCAGUGACUUGGAAGCAGUAGCAAAGUUUCUUGAUGCUUCUGGAGCAAAACUUGACUAUCGCCGCUAUGCAGAGACACUCUUUGACAUUCUGGUGGCUGGUGGAAUGCUGGCCCCAGGUGGUACUCUGGCAGAUGACCUGAUGCGUACAGAUGUCUGUGUAUUUGCAGCACAAGAAGAUCUAGAAACCAUGCAAGCAUUUGCUCAGGUUUUUAACAAGCUAAUCAGGCGUUACAAAUACCUGGAAAAAGGCUUUGAAGAUGAAGUCAAAAAGCUGCUGCUGUUCCUAAAAGGUUUUUCAGAGUCUGAGCGGAACAAACUGGCCAUGUUGACAGGUAUCCUCUUGGCCAAUGGGACACUUAAUGCAUCAAUUCUCAACAGCCUCUACAAUGAGAAUUUGGUUAAAGAAGGUGUUUCUGCAGCUUUUGCAGUAAAGCUGUUCAAAUCAUGGAUCAAUGAGAAAGAUAUUAAUGCAGUGGCUGCUAGCCUUCGUAAAGUCAACAUGGACAACAGACUGAUGGAACUCUUUCCAGCCAACAAACAAAGCCUUGAACACUUUACAAAGUAUUUCACUGAUGCAGGACUAAAAGAACUUUCAGAAUAUGUUCGGAACCAACAAACCAUAGGAGCUCGUAAAGAGCUGCAGAAAGAACUUCAAGAGCAGAUGUCACGUGGAGAUCCGUUUAAGGAUAUAAUCUUGUAUGUCAAGGAGGAGAUGAAGAAAAAUAACAUCUCAGAACAGACUGUGAUAGGCAUAGUCUGGUCUAGUGUAAUGAGCACUGUGGAAUGGAACAAAAAAGAGGAGUUGGUAGCAGAACAAGCCAUCAAGCACCUGAAGCAAUACAGCCCUCUGCUUGCUGCCUUUACUACCCAAGGUCAAUCUGAACUGACACUCUUACUGAAGAUUCAGGAGUACUGUUAUGACAACAUUCACUUCAUGAAAGCCUUCCAGAAAAUAGUGGUUCUCUUUUAUAAAGCUGAAGUUCUGAGUGAGGAACCCAUCUUGAAAUGGUAUAAAGAUGCACAUCUUGCAAAAGGAAAGAGUGUUUUUCUGGAACAAAUGAAAAAGUUUGUGGAAUGGCUCAAGAAUGCUGAAGAAGAGUCUGAGUCAGAAACUGAAGAGGGUGACUAACUUGUGAAACUGUGUCCUCAGUAAAGCAAACAGGAGCUGUAGAUAAA